Molecule: messenger RNA, 3483 nt
Organism: Rhodotorula graminis WP1
Lineage: Eukaryota; Fungi; Basidiomycota; Microbotryomycetes; Sporidiobolales; Sporidiobolaceae
Exons: 7
Coding region: 1-3381 (1126 amino acids)
Biological process (GO): leucyl-tRNA aminoacylation
Molecular function (GO): aminoacyl-tRNA deacylase activity; leucine-tRNA ligase activity; ATP binding
Source: RefSeq, a predicted model, not a curated record
AUGAGCGCAGCCAAGCCGUCCUCGACUGUCGCCCCGCCGGCCCAGAACACGGCCAAGCGCGACCUCCUCAUCGCUCUCGAGCAAAAGGCCCAGCAGCGCUGGCUCGACGACAAGCUCUUUGAGCAGGACUCGCCCUACGCCACGGGCGAGGCUGACGUCCCGACGAGCGACUUUGCCCAGCAUGCCGAGGAGCUCCGCAAGACGCACCCCAAGGUCCUCGCGACCAUGCCCUACCCGUACAUGAACGGCUCGCUCCACCUCGGACACGGCUUCACCAUCUCCAAGAUCGAGUUCCUCACCGGCUUCGAGCGCAUGCGCGGCAAGCGGGCCCUGUGGCCCUUUGGCUUCCACGCCACCGGCAUGCCCAUCAAGGCGGCGUCCGACAAGCUCAUCCGCGAGAUGGAGAUGUUCGGCCAGGACUUUGAGAAGUACGACGCGCCCGCCGAGGCCGACGAGACGGUCGCCGCCACCGAGGAGCCGGGCAAUGCGACCGCCGUUGCGACGACCUCGGCGACGACUGGCGCCUCGUCGAGCGACCCGUCCAAGGCCAAGAAGGGCAAGCUCGCCGCCAAGAGCACCGGCCUGCAGUACCAGUUCCAGAUCAUGGAGUCGAUCGGCGUCCCGCGCGCUGAGAUCAAGCAGUUUGCCGACCCGUCGCACUGGCUCAACUACUUCCCGCCGAUCGCCCAGAACGACUUGAACGCGCUCGGCUCGCGCAUCGACUGGCGCCGCUCGUUCAUCACGACGCCGGCCAACCCGUACUACGACGCGUUCGUCCGCUGGCAGAUGAACAAGCUUCACGGGCUCGGCUACAUCAAGUUCGGCAAGCGGUACACGAUCUUCUCGCCCAAGGACGGCCAGCCGUGCAUGGACCACGACCGCCAGUCGGGCGAGGGCGUCGGCCCGCAAGAGUACAUGGCGAUGAAGCUCGAGGUGACGCAGUGGGGCGAGCGGGCCAAGCGCGUCGCCGACGUCGCCCAGGGCAAGAAGGUCUUCUUUGUCGCGGCGACGCUCCGGUCCGAGACCAUGUACGGCGUCACCAACCUGUUCGUGUCGCCGACCGUCAAGUACGGCCUGUACCCGUCGAGCUCGACCAAGGGCUCGGACGAGGAGGUGCUCUACCUGUGCACGCCCCGCUCGGCGCGCAACAUGGCGUACCAGGGCCUCCUCAAGCACGACGACAAGGUCGAGUGCGCCGGCGAGGUCGACGGCAGCGAGCUGCUCGGCACAAAGGUCCACCCGGCCCUGUCGGCCCACAACGAGGUCUACGUCGUCCCGAUGGACACGAUCAAGGACAAUAAGGGUACCGCCGUCGUCGUCUGCAUGCCGGCCGACUCGCCCGACGACUUCAUCAUGACCCAGGACCUGCGCAAGAAGCCCGAGUACUACAACAUCGAGCCCGAGUGGGUCGCCGCCGAGCUCGUGCCGAUCCUCACGACGCCGACGUACGGCGACCGCACGGCCGAGGCGCUCGUCAAGGCGAUGAAGAUCAACUCGAGCAAGGACACGAAGCAGCUCGCCGAGGCCAAGGAGAUCGCGUACAAGGAGGGCUUCUACCAGGGCACCAUGAUCGUCGGCAAGUACAAGGGCGAGAAGGUCGAGGCCGUCAAGCCCAAGAUCCGCGACGACCUGUACUCGCAGAACCUCGCGUUCGCCUACUCGGAGCCCGAGAACCUCGUCAUGAGCCGCUCCGGCGACGAGUGCGUCGUCGCGCUGUGCGACCAGUGGUACCUCGACUACGGCGAGGCCGGGUGGCUCAAGAAGGCCGAGCUCCUCCUGUCGCGCAUGAACACGUACCAGGACGAGACGCGUAACGGCUUCGAGAAGACGCUCGGGUGGCUGCGCCAGUGGGCCUGUGCGCGCUCGUACGGCCUCGGGUCCAAGCUCCCGUGGGACCCGCAGUUCCUCGUCGAGUCGCUGUCGGACAGCACGAUCUACAUGGCGUACUACACCAUCUCGCACCUCCUCCACGGCCCGCCGAUCGACGGCAGCACGGUCGGCCCGCUCGGCAUCACGGCCGAGCAGAUGACCGACGAGAUGUGGGAGUACAUCUUCGCCAACGGCGCGUUCCCGAGCCCGUCGCCGAUCAGCCAGGACAAGCUCGACCGCAUGAAGGCCGAGUUCUCGUACUUCUACCCGAUGGACAUCCGGUCGUCGGGCAAGGACCUCAUCCCGAACCACCUCACGUUCUGCAUCUACGUCCACGCGGCCCUGUUCGGCGAGGAGCACUGGCCCAAGUCGAUGCGCGCCAACGGCCACCUCAUGCUCAACGGCGAGAAGAUGUCCAAGUCGACCGGCAACUCGUUGACGCUCAAGGACGCGCUCGUCAAGUUUGGCGCCGACGCGACCCGGGUCACGCUCGCCGACGCCGGCGACUCGAUCGAGGACGCCAACUUUGAGGAGUCGACCGCCAACGCCGCCAUCCUGCGCCUGCACACGCUCAUCGAGUGGUGCACCGAGGUCGUCGCCAACCAGGGCCAGCUCCGCCGAGGCGCCCGCGACGAGCUCAUCUGGGACCGCAUCUUCGAGAACGAGAUCAACGAGGCGAUCGAGCAGGCGUACCGCGCGUACGACCAAAGCCUGUACAAGGACGCGCUCAAGUUCGGCUUCUACCAGCUCCUGUCGGCGCGCGACCUGUACCAGCUCGCGACGGCGAGCGAGGGCGGCAUGCACGUCGAGCUCGCCCUGCGCUUCAUCCGCGUCCAGGCCCUCCUCCUCACGCCGAUCGCGCCGCACGUCGCUGAGCACCUGUGGUCGACCGUCCUCGGCGAGACGGCCUCGUCGGUCCAGACGGCGCGCUUCCCCGAGGUGAGCGCGCCCGUCGACCGCGCGACGACCGACGCCGCCAUCUACGUCCGGAGCAAGGUCAAGGACAUCCGCGACGCCGAGCUCGCGUUCGCCAAGAAGAAGGCCAAGGGCAAGAACGCGGCCGGCGGGUUCGACCCGAGCAAGCCCAAGGCGUGCAAGGUGUGGGUCGCGCGCACGUUCCCGGCGUGGCAGGAGGACGCCGUCGCCGUCGUGCGCGCGGCGUGGAACGCCGACGAGCAGAAGGUCGACGACGCCAAGGUCAAGCAGCAGCUCGUCGAGCGCGGCCUGAUCAAGGACAAGCGCUACAUGCCGUUCAUCGCCCAGCUCAAGAAGCGCAUCGCGCUCGUCGGUGUCGACGACGCCCUGAACCGCACCGUCGCCUUCAACGAGGUCGACACGCUCGCGGCCGCCAUGCCCUACAUCAAGCGGUCGCUCGGCAUGGACGACAUCGAGGCGCUGUACGCCGACGACGCCGACAAGGCCGUCGAGGGCGCACCCGGGUACCAGGAGCACAUCGUCGCCGCCGCCGAGCCGGGCAACCCGGGCAUCGUCCUGUUCAACACGACCGAGUAGAGAUGUCGACGAGGGCCCUGUAUCUCCCUUCCGCCCCCUUGUCCUGCCCUCGACCCUUUCCUCUUCCUCUCCCUGCAAAACCAGCAUGCGUUCAGCCUGUCC